This is a messenger RNA of Pangasianodon hypophthalmus (striped catfish), 3365 nucleotides long. RefSeq names its product acetoacetyl-CoA synthetase (gene aacs). Bases 408 to 2108 code for a protein of 566 amino acids. Gene Ontology annotation, molecular function: acetoacetate-CoA ligase activity. Gene Ontology annotation, cellular component: cytosol. Gene Ontology annotation, biological process: positive regulation of insulin secretion. The transcript has 14 exons. NCBI's taxonomy places the organism in Eukaryota, Metazoa, Chordata, Actinopteri, Siluriformes, Pangasiidae. The record is from RefSeq and is a predicted model, not a curated record.
UAUCUCUGACAUAAAACACAUUUAAAAAAAAAAAACAAAAAAAAAACCAACAAUUUUUUCCCCUAAUAUUUUCCUCUUUUUAAUUUAGGUUUUAAUUUUAUAAUUUAAUUAAUCAUUUAAAUCUCUCUUUGUGCUGAAACAUAAGGUAAAAAGCAGGAACUACUUUCUGUCUCGGAAGGAUAUCACGCUUUCUUCGUGUAUGACGUGUCCGUGGGCGGAGCUUCCAGAGGCAGCCGGGUGAAUUGACUGGGCGGCGUCAUUGCGUCACACGUCAGUGGGCGGGGUCUUCUUCCUGGUCGUGGUUUAGACAGUUUAAAGCAGCUCGUGCAGGUCAUUUCAUCCGGGUAGUGUGUGUGUGUGUGAGUGUGUGUGUGUUUCUGUGGUGUUUUAUUCUGUAAAUUAGCGCGAUGUCUAAAGACACGAAGGCGAAGGCGGAGGAGAUCAUGGAGUCCAAAGUGCUGUGGUACCCGGACUCGAAGAAGAACACGCAGAUGGACCGGUUCCGGGCUCAGGUGAUCCGCGACUACGGGCUUAACCUGGUGAAUUAUAACGAUCUGUAUCAGUGGUCAGUGGAGAAUUACGCAGAUUUCUGGGCAGAAGUUUGGAGAUUCUGCGGCAUCAUCAGCUCAGAGAUGUACGAGGAGGUGGUGGACGUGUCUAAGAAGAUCUCAGACGUUCCUGAGUGGUUCAGAGGCAGCAGAUUAAACUACGCUGAGAACCUUCUGAAACACACAGAUCAGGAGAAGGUGGCACUGUACGCUGCAGCUGAAGGAAGAGAAGAGAUCAUAAAGGUGACAUUUGGAGAACUGAGACGUGAAGUCGCUCGCUUUGCCGCCUCGAUGAGGAAGAUGGGCAUUAAAGCAGGAGACAGAGUCGUAGGUUAUCUGCCUAACGGUGUUCAUGCAGUAGAGGCGAUGUUAGCUGCAGCGAGUAUCGGCGCGAUUUGGAGUUCCACGUCUGUGGACUUCGGGGUUAACGGGGUGUUAGACAGGUUCUCUCAGAUACAGCCGAAGCUGAUCUUCUCAGUAGCUGCAGUGGUGUAUAACGGCAAACAACACGACCAUAUGGACAAGCUGCAGAGAGUUGUUAAAGGUCUUCCUGAUCUGAAGAAGGUUGUUGUCAUUCCUUAUGUUCGCUCCAAAGGAGAGACGGACCUGUCCAAGGUUCCUAACAGUGUGUUUCUGGAGGAGUUUUUGGACACAGGGAUGGAGGGAGAUCAGGAACCUCAGUUGGAGUUUGAGCAGCUUCCCUUUUCUCAUCCUCUGUUCAUCAUGUACUCCUCCGGCACCACGGGGGCGCCCAAGUGCAUGGUGCACUCUGCAGGGGUGAGUGUGUGUGUGUGUGUGAGAGUGUGUGUGUGUGUGUGUGUGUCAGAGAGGUGUGUGUGUGUGUGUUCAGGUGGGACAGACAUCAUCUCGUGCUUCAUGGGGCAGAACUUCACUGUUCCUGUGUACAGAGGAGAGAUCCAGGCGAGGAACCUGGGCAUGGCUGUGGAGUCCUGGAGUCCUGAAGGUAAAGCGGUGUGGGGUGAGAGUGGUGAGUUGGUGUGUUUGAAGCCGAUCCCGUGUCAGCCCACUCACUUCUGGAACGAUGAUAACGGCAACAAAUACCGCAAAGCAUAUUUCUCCACCUUCCCAGGAGUCUGGGCUCAUGGUGAUUACUGCAAGAUCAACCCAAAGACAGGAGGAAUCGUGAUGCUGGGGAGAAGCGAUGGGACGCUGAACCCUAACGGCGUUCGCUUCGGGAGCUCGGAAAUCUACAACAUCGUGGAGGCAUUCGAGGAAGUGUGUGACAGUGUGUGUGUUCCUCAGUAUAACUCUGAUGGAGAGGAGCGAGUCAUUCUCUUUCUUAAACUGGUGCAGAAUCAAACGUUCAGCUCCGAGCUGGUGGCAAAAAUACGCAGCGCCAUCAGAGUGUCUCUGUCUGCUCGCCACGUCCCCGCCGUCAUCCUGCCCAUCACAGACAUCCCGUACACCAUCAGUGGGAAGAAGGUGGAGGUGGCGGUGAAGCAGGUGAUUGCGGGUAAGGAGGUGAGUCAGCGUGGUGCUUUCUCCAACCCCGAGUCUCUGGACCUCUACAAGAACAUACCUGAGCUGCAGAACUUCUAACCAACACCUGCUGCUGGAGCUCCAACACCUGCUGUAGCCCUUGAACACCUGAUGGAGGAACAGAACUUCUGAGAGUGUUUGAAAUCAUGAUGAACUCCUGAUGGAACUUCAGAUGAUCUGGUUGAUCUUCUGGUACGAGUUUAAGAACUGUUAGGAGAUAAAAACCCUGCAGGUUCGACAUCUCAGUGACCCCUGACCUGACCUGACCCCCUGCAGUGGUGGGAAAAUGGAAACACACAGUCAUCAGGAGUCACAUGACCACGAGUGACCUCAUCAUCAGGAGUCACAUGACCACGAGUGACCUCAUCAUCAGGAGUCACAUGACCACGAGUGACUUUUAAAACCCCAAAAACAAAACCAAAACAAAACCAGUGAAGUUUUACGAUGUCUGUUCAUUUAACACUCACACUGAAGUUAACAGUGGAAAAGAUUUAUUAAAGCUGAGCUCUAACCACGCCCCCUUAUCAUGACCCCACCCUUUAUAAUAACCCCGCCCCUUAUCAUAACUCCGCCCAUAAACUUUUAAACGGUUAAGUUUAACACUACAGUUGGAGCUGCAGAAAUUCUCAUUGUGACUAUUUAAUGAGCUUUAAACAAUUGUAAUUAAGAUAAGAAAACUAACCACACCCCCUGACUGUAGCCCCGCCCUCACUGUCAUUCUGCUCUAAUCCUAGCUCCACCCCCUAACCCUAACCCUAACUAUAACCUCAUCCAACUUCACACCUUCAUCUAAAAUCAUCUCUCAUCAUAACUCCGCCCCAAAUAAAACCCCACCUGUAAUCCUAACUCCACCCACAGUCUUAACCACACCCAUAUUCUUAAUCCUACUAACCCAGACUCCACCCACCUGACACUAACCCCACCCUCUAACUCUAACCGCAGUCAUAAUCCUGCCCCUCGGCUGCUCAGCUCUGUGUCGUAAAUGUAAAUAAUGAAUUUAAAAUGAUUUUUAAAUUGGAUUUAAAAAAAUUCAUUUUAUAUCCAAUCCCUAAAACAGGUUUUACCCAUAAUUCCCUGGGAGAGGUGUUGCGUUUAAUCACACAUUUCUCGCAGUCCAUUGUAACGUCUCGUUAUAUUUUAUGACAGCUAUAAAGUAAUAACUGGAGUAAUGUUAAUACUCGAUUUAGUUUCUGUAACCGUGUUGUAUUUAAAGAUGAUGUAAAUGUGUUUAAUGUACAAUUAAUAUUUCUGCGCAGAAAUCAUUUUAUUGCACAGUGUCACAUGUUAACGUAAAUAUAUUUAUAACUCCAAUCCUGA